AGAUUCUCAGUCCGGUGGGGGGGUUCAGACACAAAGAGGCUGCGGAGGAUCCGGUCAGAGCUACCCCAGUGUCCGGUACGGGGGGGGUUCCGGUAUCCGGUCGGGGGUCUCGGUUUCCGGGGUUGAGGAGCAGAUUGGAGAGCGCGCCUACACACCGGGAAGCUGCACCGGGGCUCCUGAAACCAUCGGCCCGCGCAGCUCGCACCCGCGGAGGGCAAGGGGAGGAGCUACGCGGGUCUAGAAUUAUACACCCUUGGAUCCACGUCUUGCUUACGAUGGAGCGUUUGGCAGAGGGAUGUGGGCCGUCAUGCUUCACCUAUCAGGUGCGUCAACACAGCUCUGAUGUCCUCAAUCAACUCAACCAGCAACGCAAGAGUGGUGGCCGCUUCUGUGAUGUAGUUCUACGCGUCGGAGAGGAUAGUUUUCCUGCUCACCGUGCUGUUUUAGCUGCCUGCAGUCAAUACUUUGAGUCUGUGCUUGGAGAAUCAGAUGGGCCAACUCCACGAGAGCUUGAGAUGCACACUAUCAGCUCCAAGGUUUUUGGGGACAUUUUAGAUUUUGCAUAUACUGCUCGCAUCAUUAUCCGGCUAGAAAGUUUUCCAGAGCUUAUGACUGCUGCCAAGUUUUUAUUAAUGCGCUCUGUUAUCGAUAUUUGCCAAGAGGUCAUUAAGCAGUCCAAUGUUCAAAUCUUGGUGCCCCCUACACGGCCAGAACUCAUGCUUUUUCGAUCAGGGGCUUCUGACCUUGGAUUUCCAUUAGACAUGACUAACGGGACUGUCAUGAGUGGCUCGGGUAUUGCAGGGUCCUUAGGAGAUGAGGAAGAAGACUCUGUUCGGCCAGGUCCAGCUGUGCCAAGCCAGGCUUCUCUUCUAGCACUUGGUGGUACAUCGCAAAUCCUACAAUCUCAGUACCAAGUGGGAGUACAAGGACUUGGCAGUAAGCGAGGCCGGGGCAGGCCGCGAAAGCCUAGUGUUUUAGACUCUGUAUUAUUUGGAGCAGUGGGUGGUUUGCGGGAUGGAGGAGUACUUCCUUGUGGACUUUGUGAUAAAGUUUUCACAGAUCCUAUACGACUCCGCCAGCAUGAGGCACAGCAUGGAGUUACAAGCCUGCAGCUGGGAUAUGGAGACCUACAAGCACCUCGUAUUGGAGAGAAUGGGCUAACCCAGGAGGAGUCAGGGACCCCUAGAAAGAGAAACCGAGCAAGAAAACAGGUAGCUUGUGAUUUGUGUGGGAAGAUUUUUCGUGAUGUGUACCAUCUCAAUAGACACAAGCUGUCUCAUUCUGGAGAGAAGCCAUAUUCUUGUCCUGUAUGUGGACUGAGGUUCAAACGUAAGGACAGAAUGUCCUACCAUGUACGCUCACAUGAUGGUUCGGUUGGAAAGCCCUACAUCUGUCAGAGCUGUGGAAAGGGAUUCUCUAGGCCUGACCACCUGAAUGGACACAUAAAGCAAGUCCAUACAUCAGAAAGACCCCACAAGUGUGAGACAUGUAAUGCCUCCUUUGCUACAAGGGACCGACUGCGCUCACAUUUGGCAUGUCAUGAGGAUAAAGUGCCAUGUCAGGUGUGUGGAAAAUACUUAAGAGCUGCUUAUAUGGCUGAUCAUCUGAAGAAACACAGCGAAGGACCUAGCAACUUCUGCACCAUCUGUAACCGAGGUUUCUCCUCUGCCUCAUACUUAAAAGUCCAUGUAAAAACUCAUCAUGGCGCCCUCCUCAGCGCGGGCCCUCACCCGCCGGAGUCCGUCCCUAACGGUGCAGCGCUGUUCCACUGUGUCCGGACCUGUGGCGUGAAAGAGGGGGAGAAAUGUCAGCAUGGGGAACAGGAGAGUUCUGACUCUUUCGGUGACCUGUCUGAUGGAAGUGACCUCAAAUCACCCGAGAAACAGAGUUCUAACGGAUCAUAUGCAACAUAUGACCUGGUGAUUCCCAAGAAAAUAGAGCCAGAAUCAGAGAAACGUUAUCCUUGUUCAGAGUGUGGCAGCUUCUUUCGCUCAAAGGCCUAUCUGAAUAAACACAUCCAGAAAGUGCAUGCCAGACCACUUGGAGCAUCUCUUGGUGAUUUAGGGUCAACCUUGGCUCCUGCGCUUGGCCCUGCCCUGGGACCAGCCUUGGGCCCAGCUCUUGGGCCUUCUUUAGGUCCAACUCUUGGUGCAUCUCUUGGGCCAGCUUUAGGGUCUGCACUGGCAUCUCCUUUCUCCCCACAACAAAAUAUGUCUCUAUUGGAGUCAUUCGGUUUUCAGAUUGUACAGUCAGCUUUUGCUUCUUCUCUUGUAGAACCUGAUGUGGAACAGCAGGGAAUAGGCGGUGAAGGGAAGUAAAAGUGGUAUUAUAUAACAAAUGAGAAAAGUGGUAGUGCCUAUUUCAUGUGAAGAGCAUUGCUGUGCAUGAGCCCCCAAUCUGGCACUAAAAAAGACUAAAAGACAUCAUGAGCUUGGUAUGAAUGGUGUAGGCUGAAGUCCAGGAAAAUGCAUAGUGAAACCAUUGUGCCAAGAAAGAUUAGCACUUCUCCAACACUGUCAUUUAUACACUGAUCUCAGAGCUGUACAAUGCCUCAUGAACUGAUGGGUCAAUGUGUCAUGGGGGCACAAUGGCAAAUUUCUAUGUGAAUGUUUUGUACUCUCCUAGAAACUGAUUAUGAAAAUGCACAAAGCUGGACACAUUGUAAUAAACAGAUUCACAUGUGAUUCUUUCCCAGAUAUACUGUUGUGCUUCUACAUCUAUAGUGUGGUGAAAUACAUUUCUUAAAAAGGUUUUGCUGGAAAAGACAGGGAAAAACUGAAGGAAGCCAUACAAAUAAGAUACCGUAUUUUUCGCCCUAUAGGAAGCACCG
This is a messenger RNA of Hyla sarda, 2830 nucleotides long. RefSeq names its product POZ/BTB and AT hook containing zinc finger 1 (gene PATZ1). Gene Ontology annotation, molecular function: protein binding. The transcript has 6 exons. Gene Ontology annotation, biological process: negative regulation of transcription by RNA polymerase II; regulation of immune system process; regulation of cytokine production. Lineage: Eukaryota; Metazoa; Chordata; Amphibia; Anura; Hylidae. The record is from RefSeq and is a predicted model, not a curated record. The coding region runs from base 276 to 2318 and encodes 680 amino acids.